AUGUCUGUAUUAAAAUUUGAGGACGUGUUGAAAAGUUCUAAUGAAAAUAAAAUAGAAAAUAAUUCAAUCAAAACAGAUAAAAAAGUUAAGCCAAAAGUUGAAAAACUUGAAAUUCCUAAAGGUAAACCAAAAUCAGGACGAAUAUGGAAAAAUCAAAAAACAAGAUUUAAGGCAAAUAUCAAAUCAAAAGGUUUAAAAAAACCAUACGAGAAAAAAGAAAAAUUACGUGAAGAAUUAAAACGAGCCAAAGAAGCAUCACGUGCGGUAUUAGAACGGCGUAAACAAGAAAAAGAAGCUAAACGUUUACGAACGGAAGAAAAUAAAAAACGUCAAGAGGAAAAUCGUAAACGUAGUGAAAUUGUUCAAGUGAUUAAAAAUACAGCCAAAUUAAAGAAAAUGAAGAAGAAACAUCUUAGAUUUAUUGAAAAGCGUGAUACUACAAAUAUGUAAUAUAAAUUUUCUUUUAUUA
This is a messenger RNA of Chrysoperla carnea, 469 nucleotides long. Its product is annotated as coiled-coil domain-containing protein 86. NCBI's taxonomy places the organism in Eukaryota, Metazoa, Arthropoda, Insecta, Neuroptera, Chrysopidae. The coding region runs from base 1 to 450 and encodes 149 amino acids. The record is from RefSeq and is a predicted model, not a curated record. Gene Ontology annotation, cellular component: nucleolus. The transcript has 2 exons.